Ostertagia ostertagi is the source of this 555-nucleotide messenger RNA. The record is from the annotation of a GenBank genome assembly. Lineage: Eukaryota; Metazoa; Nematoda; Chromadorea; Rhabditida; Trichostrongylidae.
AUGACCGGGACAGAACGUAAAGUAUUUCAGAAAUACUACCCUCCGGAUUAUGAUCCAACUAAAUUGCCUAGAGCGAAAGGAACCCGAGCUCGGUGUCCAAAUUGCUUAGCGGAAAUCACGUUCAAAACAGACUUGGAGAACUGUGAUUAUCAGAAUGAACAUGGUGCUACUCGAUUGUUCGAGGCAAUGAAGCUCUAUCAAGAUGCUGAAAAGGCCAGAGAAGCGCAGGAAGAAGAGGAUAAGAAGGACCCAAUGAAAAUGCUCGAAAAACGAACGAUGUUGAGUCGCGCGGAGAUGGAAGCCAUGGGUAACCUGGAAGAUCUACAAGAAAUCAGCAGAAACAAGGAGGCUGUUGAUGUGGAAGAUUUUCUAGAAGCUACAAAGCCAGUACUUUCGAUACCUGAACAGAUAAAGCUACAGGAGGAGGAGGACGAAGCUUUGAUCAGGAAGGUUUAUGGUAAAACUGCUGAUGGGAAGAUCAUGAAAAGGAUAGAGGACGACGUGAAGGAGGAAGAGGAGGACGAAGACUUAAACAAGCCUGGUACAAGUGGAUUG